AUCCACAGACAAACACUGAUUGGCUAUAACUACCUAUGUUAUCACAUUCGAAUGAAAACAAUAAUGGUAGAACGUUGAGGCGAUCGCUUCAUGUUUUCCAAUGCAACAGCAACCAGAAUAAAAAUAGAACAGCACAACGGUUAUCACACGAAUUCGCCAUGACUGCAAAUGAAGGGUGCGAAAUAAUGGUUUUUCAGCCAUCUUUUGAAGAAUUUAAAAACUUCUCCCAAUAUAUAAGUUACAUGGAAUCGAAAGGAGCUCAUAAGGCUGGAGUAGCCAAGGUUAUACCUCCAAAGGAAUGGUGUCCUGUCAGAAGGUACAAUAUGAAGCGAAUUGGUGAAAUUAAAAUUGAAACGCCUGUUUCGCAAACAGUCACUGGACAACAAGGUUUAUUUCAAUUAUUUAAUGUGCAGAAGAAAUCAAUAAAAGUUAAAGACUUUAAAGAAUUAGCAGAAAGUCCUAGGUACAAACCUCCUGAUGGUGAUUUAGACAAAAUUGAACGUAAAUUCUGGAAAAACAUUACAUUUAACCCUGCAAUAUAUGGUGCAGAUAUCCCUGGAAGUAUAUAUGAUAAAGGAGUGAAAUAUUGGAACAUUAAUCAUUUAAACACUAUACUGGAUACAUUGAAUACAGACAGUAAAGUUAAAAUUCUUGGUGUAAACACAGCAUACUUAUAUUUUGGCAUGUGGAAAACCACAUUUCCUUGGCAUACAGAAGAUAUGGAUUUGUAUAGUAUAAAUUAUUUGCACUUUGGUGCUCCCAAAUCUUGGUAUGCUGUGCCGCCCGAGCAUGGAAAGCGAUUAGAAACUUUAGCAAAAGGCUUCUUUUCUGGCAGUUUUCAAGACUGUUCGGAAUUCAUGCGGCAUAAAAUGACGAUGAUUUCACCACAUGUGCUGCGCAAGUUUUCCAUACCUGUAAAUAAAAUCACGCAAUAUGAAGGUGAAUUUAUGAUUACCUUUCCAUUUGGGUAUCAUUCGGGCUACAAUCAUGGCUUUAAUUGUGCUGAAUCUACAAAUUUUGCAUCACAUCGGUGGAUUGAAUUUGGAAAGAAAGCAAAGCAUUGCGAAUGCAUCGGUGAUUCAGUAAAGAUUGAUAUGGACAUAUUCAUACAGAAAUACCAACCAGAGGAAUGGAAAAUUUUGCAGCAAGAAAGAAGGCAAGAAAAACAAGUCGACUCACAUAAUAAAAGAAAAACGGCUCGUGCAAACUAUUCUUCAGAUUCAAAGGAUACAGAAGAAAGUGAAGUAGAGUCUUCUGAGGUUGAGAGCAACGAUACUGAAGAUGAGAGUGAUGACGAUGACGUUGAUGAUGAAAAUGAGGUUGAAAUAAAAGAUGAUAGUGAUGAAGAAUCCACAGAGGAAGAAGGGGACGAUACAAACAAUGAAGCAAGUAAUGGUGUGAAAGAAACAACAAAGAAAUCAACUAUUCCAAAAAAAAGCAACAAAAAUAUUAGCAACACUAAACGCAGGAGUUUGAGACAGAGAAAGCUUCAAAGAUCUAAACGACAUCCCAUCCACAGAAAACGUAAAACAUCUGUUGAAGAGACGAUCGAAGAAGAGGAAGAAGAAGAAAGUGAACGCAAAACCAACACACAACAUAACAAGGGAUCAUCACCACUUGCAUUUGUUCUUGGUGAUGUUUGGUCACACACAGAUCCUGCGAAGAGCAAGGAGAACUUACUCAACAAAAUAUUAUCAGAAACAGAAACAAAGUGUUCAAUAUGUGUUUACUUUAGUCAAUCUGAUGCUGAAUACCUUCAUACUGGUACAACUGUGAAACCUGAACAAAAUAAAAGGCGGUCUCUCAGUGCACUGAAAGUCGGGAAGCGUCUUGUGACUGAACUGUGUUUUGCAGAUGAUCACUCUGAAGAAACUGCUAUGGAAACUGCGUUUAAUUUGAUGUUUGGUGAAGAGAAGGAAGAAGAGUUGCAUUUGUUGAUUUGUGCAUCGUGUCAUCUAGCAGUUCAUAGCACUUGCUAUGGUGUGCCAGUUUAUGAGCGUUCAACAAAAUGGUUUUGUGACAAGUGUCAACAUCUAAAGCAGCAAAAACCUUCCAUAGUAAGAACUAACACAGAAUUACCGAAAACUGAUUCCGUAAAAACAAUUGAAAGCGAAACAGAAGAGGAAGAGAUAAUAGACACAGAGGAGGAGAGUGUAGAUAUUGAACUUGAGAAUGCUUCAGUAAACGAUAUAAAAUGCUGUUUGUGUUGCAUUCGUGGUGGAGCGUUAAAGCAAACUACAGAAGGGACUUGGUGUCACGUGGUAUGUGCGAUCGCACUUCCAGAAGUUACUUUUGAAAACAAGAAGCUGAGAGGACCUAUCAAUGCAAGUAAACUGAAUCCAGCGAGAAAAAAAUUAAAUUGUAUAUAUUGUAGCGAAAAUGUGAAGUUUAAUCAAGACAGAGGUGUGUGUGUCCAGUGCAAGUGUGGCAAAUGCGCUUCGCCCUUCCACGUGACGUGCGCUUUUCAUCACGGCAUUCCGCUGUAUUUCGGAGACUGGCCUGUUUUGAUAGAGACGCUUUGUCCGAAACACAUUAAACGGAAAACGCAACAGAAUGAAAAAAGGGUGCUACCUGAAGUUGCUACAAACGAUGUUGUUUUAGCGAAACACAAAAAUGGAAGAUAUUACAAGGGCCGUGUGUUGGAGGUCACGCAAACAUUGUUUUAUAAAGUAGUAUUCGAAGAUAAAUCGUUUUGUUUCGAUCUACCGCCAGAUGAUAUCCAGGGAAUAGAUGCUCGUACAAAUGUUGUACCCGAUGGUGAACUUGUUCAAAUACUUUGGCCUGACUCUAUAACUUACCGUGCUGAAGUGACAGGACAUUGGUACGAAGCUAUGUGUCAGGUUCGAUUUGAAGAUGGUUCGAUACUAAAUGUGAAACGCUCAGAUUUGUAUUUGCAGGAUGAAGAAAUUCCGAAAAAAAUCAAAACUAAAUUGUCAUAUGCAUCCGAAACAGCAAACAAAUUGUACCUACCCGAUAGUUUACGAAAUCGUCCGAAACGUCCCCGUGUUGGUACACGUAAAUGUGCGAGUGCACACAAAAAAUUGUAACGUUAAUUAUGCAUAGUAUAUUCCGUUUUAUCUUUGAACGGGAAUUUAUCGAUAGUUUAUCGGUAAUUUAUCCAAAUUUUUCGGUAAUGCAAAUGUUUAGCCAUGUGGUAAUUUGCAACAGGGCGUAGUUAACUUGUGGCUUACGAAACGUUUAAGUAACUCUGACGUGAAUUAGUUAAGUAGCUUUGUUGUGUUUUUGUUUUGCGAUUAAAAUUCUUAUCAAGGCCUGUACUGUUUCAGUACUUGCUACCACAAUUCAGUGUUGAUGUGAAAAAGUCAGUGUGAAACUGUAUACAUUAAAAUUUUGUCCAUAAAAGCGUUUAAAUUUGAAGUAUAAUUCCGAUAGGGGUCAGCGAAAGAAACAACGACGUUAGCCGAGGGCUGCAAUGGCCAGGGUCAACAAAGUACAUUUAUUGUUAGCAACGGUAUUUUUAAAAAAUUUACUAGUAUUACUCGUUAUUACUAGCUUCCGAAAAAUAGUCGCACCAUUUAAGAAACUUAAAGCGUUUACUGCAUCCCUGGGUGUCUUUUAAGCACCAUACUAUUAGGAAACAUUUAGUUUUGGCUAAUUUUAGGCGCGUUUGACAUUACGACUUUUUUCAUUGGCUGUAUCACAUUAAAUUUAUAGUUUAUAAGUGUUAGAAUCAGUUUGACGUGUUCAAACUACCAUCAGUUUGACAUGUUCAAAUUACAUUGUUAAAGUGUAUGUUUAUUGUUUUUAAAUUUGUUGAUGUUGUAAAUAAAUGCUGUUUAUUUAUUGAAAAAAUAAAUUUUCCUGUUUUUGGA
This is a messenger RNA of Hydractinia symbiolongicarpus, 3833 nucleotides long. Its product is annotated as lysine-specific demethylase 4A-like. Gene Ontology annotation, molecular function: histone H3K36 demethylase activity; histone H3K9 demethylase activity. Lineage: Eukaryota; Metazoa; Cnidaria; Hydrozoa; Anthoathecata; Hydractiniidae. Gene Ontology annotation, biological process: chromatin remodeling. Gene Ontology annotation, cellular component: nucleus. The coding region runs from base 36 to 3047 and encodes 1003 amino acids. The record is from RefSeq and is a predicted model, not a curated record. The transcript has 20 exons.